UCGAAUGCACUUUUGCUAGAUGGCGGUAACGCGCACACGCGACUAAAAACGAAGAAGAGAGCCUCGUGUGUUUUCCUACCGUACAGACCCUCACGUGGAGGUCCACACACGGAGAACAGAACCGAACCUCGACGCAGACAUGGCGCACUCAGACGGCAUCACAAAGCCGAAGACGAGGCGCUCCAAGCGCUUCCUGGAGACCCGAGAACCCAAACUGUUGGAGAACGUGAAGAACGCCAUGAUCAUGAAGGGGGGCAACACCAGUCAGACGGUCACUCAGGCGCUCAAAGACAUCUACUCCCUGAAGAAACCCAACGCUGUUCUCUACAAGAAGAAGAACAUCACUCGACCUUUUGAAGACUCCACGUCUCUGGAGUUUUUCUCCAAGAAAAGCGACUGCUCUUUGUUCCUGUUCGGCUCCCACAACAAGAAACGGCCCAACAACUUAAUUUUUGGUCGACUCUUCGAUUUCCACGUUCUGGACAUGAUUGAACUUGGAGUUGAGAAGUUUGUCUCCCUAAGUGAAUUUAAGAUCAGUAAAUGUCCUGAGGGAACCAAACCCAUGCUGGUCUUUGCUGGAGAAGCUUUUGAAAUGGACAACGAGUUAAAACGCCUCAAAAGUUUGCUAAUAGAUUUCUUCAGAGGUCCUACCGUCCCUGCGGUCCGUCUGGCCGGUCUGGAACACGUCCUGCACUUCACUGCUGUGGAUGGGAAGAUCUACCUGCGCAGCUACAGAUGUCUGCUGAAGAAGUCCGGCUGCAGGAUCCCGAGGAUCGAGCUGGAGGAGAUCGGGCCGUCCUUUGACCUGGUGCUGAGAAGAACUCACCUGGCCUCGGACGACCUCUACAAGCUCGCUCACAAGCAGCCUAAAGCUCUGAAGCCCAAGAAAAAGAAGAAUAUUUCCCAUGAUGCCUUUGGUACCAAGUUUGGCCGGGUUCACAUGCAGAAGCAGGACUUGUCCAAGUUGCAGACUCGUAAGAUGAGGGGCCUGAAGAAGAGGAAGGGAGAGGUGGUGGCUGAAGAGGAGCAAAGAUCUGAGCCUAAAGUGGCCAAAACGGAGAGCUGAAGGCGUUUCUCCACCAAGAUGAUUCGUAAAGGACAGAAAGUUGUUAGUGGAGUUUUUCUGACCCCUUUAGGUUACGUGAACGACAGCAGAGCAUUUCAGUCCCUCAGAUUACAGCUUUUCAUUUUUUCAUAUUAUGCUUUAUAUUACUGUAGAUUAAAAAAAUACAUUUUGAAAGUGAAUGUAUUACUUUUUUCCUAUUGUAAACAUUAAUUAAUCUUCAGAAGCUCGUCAGUUUUUACAUUAAGUGAUAAAUAUGAUGUAUUGAUAAACUCUGUGAUUUUUGUAAAAGUUUGAGAAAAUAAAUUCGAUGCGAUGAAUGUCUCCGCAGAGGGGUGUUAACAGAAA
Molecule: messenger RNA, 1411 nt
Organism: Oryzias melastigma (Indian medaka)
Lineage: Eukaryota; Metazoa; Chordata; Actinopteri; Beloniformes; Adrianichthyidae
Gene: rpf2
Product: ribosome production factor 2 homolog
Exons: 10
Coding region: 140-1066 (308 amino acids)
Biological process (GO): maturation of LSU-rRNA from tricistronic rRNA transcript (SSU-rRNA, 5.8S rRNA, LSU-rRNA); ribosomal large subunit assembly
Cellular component (GO): nucleolus
Molecular function (GO): rRNA binding
Source: RefSeq, a predicted model, not a curated record